UAAAAAAAAAAAGUUUAUCGUUAACUGUUCUUCAGCGAUCAGACACCUUUCCGGUGUAACGGGUACAGAAAUAAGUUUUGUACGGUAUUUAGAAUGUGCAACAAAUUGGAAAGUCUCUCCAAGCUGUCUGGAUUCAUAAAAAGUUAAUAUCUGACCUUUCUGGUAAAUGAAAGUUCCAUGCCUGCAAAAAAGCGCCCUUUACUUAUAAGUAAGUAUAUACGCAAACAGUUAGGUUACGUGAGUGAUUGUGCAUUACCACCACCACAGAGUGAUUUAAACAUGAUAGGGCGCUUUGAUUGUUUCGAUUAUGUCUCGAGUGCGCCAUAAGAGAUCACUUCACAUAUUUAAUGAGUAACUCAUUAAAAGAAUUUCUAACGCGAAGAUGUUUAAUAUGUUGCGGCGCUCAUUACGCGUUAUUGAGGCCACUUCUAUGGCUGCGAGAAUUUGAAGGGUUAUCGCAAAGAAUUAAAUUAGCUGCGAGACAAACGCACUUGCAGCCAAUAUGGGUAAUGGUGUAGCCUAAAGUCUAAAUAUAAUAUAUGUUUUUUGUUUAUUGACAUAGUUUUUGGGUUCUCCGAAGCGCUUGCUUUUAGGAAGUGAACGUCAACAAGGUAACGGUAUAAAAGCCAACGCAAGGUCGGCGCAGUGAUGCAUUAACAGAAUGGCUACACGAAAAAUCACUACAGCAACACUAUACCUCGGCUUGAUAUGUGUUGCGCACGCAGCCGCUUUAGAGCCCACAUUGGUGGAUGCCACCACCACGAGCGCGCCUGAAAGUGCCAGUAUCAAUACGAGCACAACAACAACAUCGACAGUAACACCGCUCACUAUUGUAGACAACACAAUUAGAACCACCAACGAAACUCAGCUACAGAACGACGAGCCCAUGGCGCGCCAGACUGUUGAAGAGGGUCGCGCGGUCACACCGAUUGACACAAAAGAAUUAGAUGGACGUAGCGCCUACAUAAACAAUCAAUAUGUGGCUGAUGAGGCACCGCUCUCAUACAAUGAUACCUCGCCGCCGCUCUAUCAAUUUCUGCAGGAGCAAAUGGAGCAAAUACUUGCCUCGAGUUUGCCCGGUGAAUAUCGCUUGGAGAACAAUGCCGCCAAUAAAGAGAGUGGCGCCGUUGGCAAGGUGAUGACGACCAAUGGUUAUGGUGUGCCAGCGCUACAAAACACCGUCAGCAGUCCCGUAUUCGCUUAUGGCGGCAGCAAUUUUCAGGAGGAAGAUGAUGAUUUGGUGGGCGCCUAUAGUAAGGGAUCGAAUGAUAAGUACUAUCAAGGCACGGCGCCUACAAAGCCCAACACGCUGGAAUUGCCAAAACCGAUUAAAGUAAAUAACGUUAUAACGCGCCCAAAAUUGACGCACACAGCGACAACAACCAGUACCACCACAACAGAGACACCGAAAGCACCGAGCUUGGGUGGCUAUGGUGGCGGUCAGGUGUCAUUAUCAGCGGUUGCCGCAGCGCAACAGUACAAGCCACAAGUGUCCAACAAUAACAACAAUGGUUAUGGCGCACAGUCUAUGUCCAGCUACAAGCCACAAAUUAAAGAAGAGUAUUAUUCGCCCAGCCCGAGCAAGUACACUUACGUGCGUCAAAAUAGCACUGUGCAUAUGCGCAAGCGUCGCAUCACAUUCAAAACGGUGGCCUCGGCAUCACAGAUUAUCUCCACGCCGUUGGCAGAUUUGAUGUUCAAGUACUCGAUUGGUGUAGCGAAACCUUCGAUGGCAGCCGGUGGCAACUCUUUGUACGAGCAUGAUGAUCAGCCAGUACAUAAUUCCCCUUCAAGCGGUUAUAAUGACAAUCUGGAUCUGCCAAAGCAUACCUAUAGCGGUAAAAUAUCGUAUAGCAGUCACAGCAAGAAUUAAGUCGGUCCAACUUAGCGAUUUUCUUACAUAUAAAAUAUUAUUUAUUGCAUAAAGUAAAAAUUUGAAGACACUAUUAAACGAA
This is a messenger RNA of Bactrocera oleae (olive fruit fly), 1955 nucleotides long. RefSeq lists its product as uncharacterized. The record is from RefSeq and is a predicted model, not a curated record. Lineage: Eukaryota; Metazoa; Arthropoda; Insecta; Diptera; Tephritidae.